UUUUUGAUAAUGUUGUGGAUGUGAACGUAAUUUGCCAAAAUGCACGCGCUGUUUGGUGAACAAAGCCCAUAUGCGUACCGUGGAGGCGCGACCGGCGGCUACUCCGCGGGUGUGACUCCUUAUGCAUAUGAACAGUAUCGUUAUGGUUAUGGUGCUCCUUAUCUACACCCACACCAACAACACGUCGGGACGCCUAAAGAUAUGGUCAAACCCCCAUAUUCAUAUAUAGCUCUAAUUGCAAUGGCUAUUCAAAACGCGCCUGACCGGCGGAUCACUCUAAAUGGAAUAUACCAAUUCAUAAUGGAAAGAUUUCCAUACUACAGAGAAAAUAAGCAAGGAUGGCAAAAUUCAAUCAGACACAAUCUAAGUCUCAAUGAAUGUUUUGUAAAAGUGGCGAGAGAUGAUAAAAAGCCUGGUAAAGGUAGUUAUUGGACAUUGGAUCCUGACUCUUACAACAUGUUCGAUAAUGGGUCAUACUUGAGGCGACGGCGUCGUUUUAAGAAAAAGGACGCUCUGAAGGAAAAGGAAGAAGCGCUAAAACGCCAGCAACAACUUCAACAAGCACAGGAAGCUCUUGCGGCACAAGAGGCACUCAGUGCGACAGAUGCGCUCGGUCAGCAAAGGGAUAUUAAACCCGACGUUAAACCGCGAAUAUUUGAAUGUAGACCUAAACGUGAACCUGGCGCUGAUUGUGCGCGAUUUGAGAAACCUAACGACGCACUGGAUGAGUUCAGCGAACCUCGGUUGCCUCCUUCUGCUGUAUACUGUUCACCACAACCCUACUCAUUAGCUGCAGAAGAAUUUCGAGCAGCCACUUCGGGGUGGUACGCGGCUCCAGAGCCGCCUGUUGAACAGCUACCACCAGCCUUCAGAGAUCUCUUCGAGCCACCGAGUUGUCAACUAGCGGGUUUCCGGAGCGGUUCGCCGGUGCCAGAUGCUUAUCGCGCUUCUCCACCGCCGCAUCACCACUACCGCACUCCCGCCCCGUCUUACUACCAUCACCAGGCCUGCGUCGCAGCUGCUCCCGCACCCGCUCAUAAGUCCUACUGA
Molecule: messenger RNA, 1050 nt
Organism: Zerene cesonia (dogface butterfly)
Lineage: Eukaryota; Metazoa; Arthropoda; Insecta; Lepidoptera; Pieridae
Gene: croc
Product: fork head domain-containing protein crocodile-like
Exons: 1
Coding region: 40-1050 (336 amino acids)
Biological process (GO): regulation of transcription by RNA polymerase II; anatomical structure morphogenesis; cell differentiation
Molecular function (GO): DNA-binding transcription factor activity, RNA polymerase II-specific; RNA polymerase II cis-regulatory region sequence-specific DNA binding
Source: RefSeq, a predicted model, not a curated record